AUGCCUCGCCUGUUCUUGUUCCACCUGCUAGGAGUCUGGCUGUUACUCAGUCAACUUUCCAGAGCAAACCGGGCCGAGUGGAUGGACCACAAUAUUAAAUCAUGCGGCCGCGAAUUAGCCCGCCGCCUGAUUGCCAUUUGUGGCAUGAGCUCCUCAGGAAGAAUGGCUCUGAGCCAGAAAGAGCCUCCCCUGGGGUCUGCACCAAAGGCAGAAAUAGUGCCAUUCUUCAUCCACGAUGAUGCAGAAACUGUAAAUAUGAUGUCAGAAUUCAUUGCUAAUUUGCCACAGGAGAGGAAGAUGACACCUUCUGAGAGGCAGCCAUCAUUACCAGAACUACAACAUCUACCUACAUUAAAGGAUUCGAACAUUGGCUUUGAAGAAUUUAAGAAAAUUAUUCAUAAUAGAGAAAGUGAAGCAGAUGAUGAUAGUCCUUCAGCAUUAAAAUACUUAGGCUUGGAUACUCACUCCCGAAAAAAGAGAGAUUCCUCUAUGUCACUAUUUGACAAAUGUUGCCAAAUUGGUUGUACUGGAAAAUCUCUUUCUCAGUUAUGCUGA
This is a messenger RNA of Propithecus coquereli (Coquerel's sifaka), 555 nucleotides long. RefSeq names its product relaxin 2 (gene RLN2). The transcript has 2 exons. Gene Ontology annotation, molecular function: hormone activity. Gene Ontology annotation, cellular component: extracellular region. Bases 1 to 555 code for a protein of 184 amino acids. The record is from RefSeq and is a predicted model, not a curated record. Lineage: Eukaryota; Metazoa; Chordata; Mammalia; Primates; Indriidae.